Thermothelomyces thermophilus ATCC 42464 is the source of this 4589-nucleotide messenger RNA. RefSeq lists its product as uncharacterized. The transcript has 4 exons. NCBI's taxonomy places the organism in Eukaryota, Fungi, Ascomycota, Sordariomycetes, Sordariales, Chaetomiaceae. Gene Ontology annotation, cellular component: nuclear pore. The record is from RefSeq and is a predicted model, not a curated record. Gene Ontology annotation, biological process: RNA export from nucleus; protein import into nucleus. Bases 145 to 4488 code for a protein of 1447 amino acids. Gene Ontology annotation, molecular function: protein binding; structural constituent of nuclear pore.
CCCUUCCCGCUGGCAACCGACUUGCGCGUGCCGAACGCCGAACGAAACCCUGCAUUCCGGCUUGCCAUUACCUUCCGCCAAUGAUUAGACCCGACCUCUGAAGGUCGCGGCCUCUCCCCGAAAGAGGCGAUAACUACGGUAACCAUGGCCUUCGGCUUCGGAGGCUCCUCCAACACCAUGUUGGGUGCUUCUGCUGGCGGGGCGGGAGUGACGCAGGGCAAUGACCUCGAGGUCAUCCAAACAGAGAGUCUCGGAUUUCUGUCCAUUGCCGGCGAUGCCAAAGUCCAGCUGACCUCGAAAUGGUCCCCCGCGCCUGCGCCGACAGCAUCCCUCCUGAGCAUUGCAUCCCGCAAAGGAUUGGUCGCUGCUGCGGGCCCGGAUGCCGUUCACAUUGCCACGACAGAGUCUGUUCGGAAAGCCUUUGAGGGUGAGAAGAACGGCGACAGUGAAGUGCGGUCGUUUACUCCCCAGGCCAAAGUGCCGUUUCCGAUUCGCAUCUCUCAGCUCGCUUUUACCGCUGAUGAGCAAUACCUGGUUCUCUCCGCCGAGUCAGGUGGGGGUCUCGCAGUAUACGAUGUCCAGGCGCUCACGCAGGGUGCUACCCAGCCCGCAUUCGAGAUCAGCACAAACGGCGAGACUCUGCGAGCUCUGAUCCCGAACCCAAUGCCUGAAUCAGCCAACUUCUGCGCAAUCGUGACGAACAACGGUAACCUAUUCAUGGCGAAUCUCGCAGAACGCCAGCUGGUAUCGGGUUCAAACGGGCCAACGCUGCGCUCUCAGGUAAGCAGCGCAGCGUGGAGCACCAAGGGGAAGCAGCUGGUUGCCGGCAUGGCAGAUGGAUCCAUCUAUCAAAUGACGCCAGAUGGUGCAGAGAAAGCUCACAUCCCCAAGCCUCCAAACCUGGGGGACUAUCAUGUUGCCUUGGUUUCCUGGCUUGAGAACCAUGUUUUCCUGGUCGUCCAUAACCCGACGAAUGGCCAAGAUCCAUCCGUCUUCCACCUCAUCACCCGGCAACAGCCACCCGGUGGCACUCCUAGUUUCACGUUCCAGAAACUCGCCGACCCCGUCGAGCCGUUUGUGUCCGACAAGGUUCCCCACCACACCGUCCUGAGGCUCAAGGAUUUCCCUCCGAAUCUCCAGGAUCUACUCUUGGUUUCUUCGACCGCCACCGAGAGUGUUGGCCUAUUGUCACGGUCCAAAACACCCUUGGCGACGGAUAAACCUGCCGAAUCCAUCACAAAUGUCUUCACAACGACAGAGCUCGCGGACGAUUCGAAGCGAGCGCAGCUGCCCAUGAGUGAGGACUUGACUGAGACUUAUCCAAUUGGAGCCGCGCUUGACCUGUCCAGCAAGAACAAGGUCUACAAACCAAUUCCGGCUGACGAAAUUGAGUUCUCUCCUGGUCCCUUGCCUGGUUUAUGGUUGCUCAACAACGAAGGAGUCUUAUCGGCAUGGUGGAUUGUGUACAGCGAGUCCAUCCGCGGAGGUACAACAUAUCCAGGGAUCGCCUCUGCCGAUGCCGCUCCGUCGGUUUUCGCGGCGCCAGCCCCAGCCUCCACCGCCCCCUCGGCUUUCGCGUCUCCCGCUAGCAAAGCUCCGACAUUCGGCUCACCGUCUUCCGUCACGCCGGCAUUUGGGGGUCCAUCGGCGCUCGGGGCAAAGCCAUCUCCGUGGUCGACGGCUGCGAGCUCGUCUACGGCCCCAGCGUUUGGUUCCAGUUCCUUUGGCAGCUCAGCAUUUGGAAACAAACCAGCAGCUCCCGCCUUUGGCCAACCUUCGGGCCUUGCUUUGGGCCAGAAGGUAUCUCCUUGGGCAACCGGGUCGACGAGUGGUGCCACACCAGCCUUCGGGCAAAGUGGGUUCUCCAGCGCCGGGGCAAGCGCUGGUAAGAUCUUCGGCAGCGCUGCGCCCGCAAGUGGUGGGUUUGCAAACUUUGCAAGCAAGGGCGGCUUUGCAGGGUUAGCCAGUGCUUCUGGCGGGUCGAGUAUCUUCGGGUCCAAGCCCGGCGCUCCCUUGACAUCGAGCGCGCCAGAAGUCUCUAUGGAUACUGAUACAGCCUUCCCACCCCCGGCUGCUAAAACCGACAAGCCCGCAUUUGGAGCAUCGCCAUUUGUUCUAGGAACCACGUUCAAGGCGGAUAAGUCGACAGCCGAUGACAACGAUAAGCCGAAGGAGGAUGGAAAGUCCUUGUUCGGAAGCGGUUUCGGCCUUUCCCUCGAUGAUGCGGCCAAGAAGCCAGCUGCCCCCGAAUCGAAAGACAUGGAUAUGGAAAGCACCACACCGCCUCCGGUCGAAGAGAAGCCCAAGUCGAUCUUCAGCCAAGAGUCGACAACCCCCACCACCACACCAGCUCCCCAAAGGGUUGACUUCAAGAGCACAACACCGGCAAGCGGACCUGGCCUCUUUGGCUCCAAACCCACUUCUGCUAGCAGUCUGAGCAACAUUUUCGGGGCCCCUAAGCCCGCCGCUUCGAUCUUCGGCACGCCAAAGGUCAAGCAGGAAGAGGGGGACAAGGCAGAUCUGUCAAAGAUACCGGAAGCCCCCCUCCCGCCCGACACUACUAUUUCCAAGCCGCCGGCUAAAACAGAGGACGCCCCUCUACCGCCCGACUUCCUGGGCAAACCUGUAAAGAAGGAGCCGAUAUCGGAAGCUGCGCCAUUGCCUCCAGAUUCUGCAUUCACUAAAUCGAAACCCGAGGCAAAAGAAGAAAAACCUUCAACAACACCACCCGAAGAGGCUCCGUUGCCACCGGACUUUCUCGCCAAACCGCCGGCGAAAGAAGCGCCUACUUUGCCUUCUGUUCCCGACAGCACUAGUGAGGGUCCGUCUGAGGAAGAGCAGGAGGAAGAGGAAGGUGAAGAAGGUGAGGAGGGUGAGGAGGGCGAGGAGGGCGAGGAGGAGGAGUAUGAAUCGGAAGCUGCCAGUGAGGGAAGUGGCAUCGAUGUUGCCAAGGAUCUCAGCCCGACGACUGGCUUCAGUCGGCAAACGCCCGGGGUGACACCACAAAGCUCGUUUGGUGGAAUGGCAGGAAGUGCCUUCUCAACGAUCUCACGCACCGAAGCGGACCAGUCGCGACCCCUCUUCGGCGACAUCAGCAAAAACGCGCCUCCUUUAUUUCCAAAGCCGGCCCCCCUUCUACAAAGCCCUCGGUCGCCUAGCCCGGUGCGAGGACCUCAGCGCAGCAAUCUUCUCAGGCCUAGCGAACCGGGCCGGUCUCUCAGCGCUCCCGGGGUAGCAUCACAGCUGCUGGGCAAAAAGACACUACCCGCACAGUCUGCCCUUGGCUACAGCGCCGGUCAACGGGCUCAAGUGGACCCAAAUGUGCAAGCGCAGCGCAAGCUUGCGGAGAAAAAGCGGGCUGAGGAGCAGGUACUCGUCGACCCAGAAGACCAAGGUAUCCAGCAGAUCUUGCAAUCGAAGCUCGAGCCGACGCUACAAAUGCACGAGUUCUUUGCCGUCCGGUCGAAAAUAGAGCCGCUGAACCCGGGGCGGGAAGAAGUGCCCGGUGCUUGCGAGACGCUCUGGAGAGACAUCAAUCGUAUGAUUGACAUCCUAGGCUUGAAUUCGCGGUCACUGCAGUCGUUUAUCCUGGGCCAUAGCACACAGUUCAAGGAGGGCGGCCGGACAAAGGAAGAUCUGGAGAACAUGGACGACUGGGUGCUGGUCGAAGCCAGCGAGCUCGGCGCUGUCCUCGACGACGAGAUGGCGCGUUGCGCAAAGGGCCGAAUACAAGACGUCCAAGCCGCCGAGGACGCCAUCAAGGGCUUCGCCAGAGACCUCGCCAAGCUUCGCGCAAAGGAGGAAGACAUGCGCAAGAUUAUCAGCACACACAUCGACCCAGACCAGCUCGCCGUCGCCAAGUCCCUGCCCCUCAGCGCCGAACAGGCCACGCAGCAAAACGAACUGCGCCGCUCCUAUGCCACCUUCACUCGGCUCCUUGCCGAGACGGAAGAGGCCCUGACGAUGCUCCGCACACGCAUCGCCUCCGCAGGCGGCGCCUCCGGCAAGACGCCCGUGCCCACGGUCGAUGCUAUUAUACGCACCAUCAACCGCAUGACCAGCAUGGUGGAGAAGCGCAGUGGCGACAUUGACGUGCUCGAGAGCCAGAUGCGCCGGCUUCGCUUGGGAUCUGUCGGCCCGGGCAACGGCACCCCCGGCCCCCGGAGCCGCGAAGGCUCGCCGUUCGCCACGCCCCAGCAGCAGCGUAGGUCGCUCCUCCUGUCGUCGCCGGAGAAGGACGGCAGCGCCAGCAGUAGGCUGAGAGAGUCGAUGGCGAGCUCGGUGGCGUCGUAUGGCGGGCGGGGUGGCACACCCCUCUCGUCGUCCGUGUCGUCGCUGUCGUCGCCGAGGAAGAAGCUAAGCAUGUACACCGCCGAAGAGAAGAGGGAGCUGAGGGCGAGGCAGGCCAAUCGGAGAGGGGCGCUGCAGAUGCUGAGGAAUAGUUUGGCAAAGGCCGGACCGAACGUAUCGAGGUUGAGGGACGAUUGAAUGAAGGAGAGGAGAAUGGGCUGGGGCCAGAGGGUUUGAUGAUUGAUAGGGGCAGGUUCGCAUAACACUGCCGGGAGAGUGUGAUGAGGUUGGUAUUGCGG